Messenger RNA from Carlito syrichta (Philippine tarsier), 1584 nucleotides. It is a transcript of the gene MC4R, whose product is annotated as melanocortin 4 receptor. Gene Ontology annotation, cellular component: membrane. Gene Ontology annotation, biological process: G protein-coupled receptor signaling pathway. The record is from RefSeq and is a predicted model, not a curated record. NCBI's taxonomy places the organism in Eukaryota, Metazoa, Chordata, Mammalia, Primates, Tarsiidae. Bases 391 to 1392 code for a protein of 333 amino acids. Gene Ontology annotation, molecular function: melanocyte-stimulating hormone receptor activity. The transcript has a single exon.
GCUUGGGCUGGGAAAGGAUGCUUCUGAGAGGCAGCUGAUGUGAGCAUGUGCACACAGAUUCCUCUCUCGCACAGCAGCUACUCGAAAAAUUAUUUUGAAAAGACUCCGGUGCAUAAGACUAAAGUUAAAGCGGAAGUGGGAACAAAGACUCAAACAGCUGACUGUCUCAACUGAGAAUGAACAUUUUGAAGCCAAAGAUUUAAAGUGAUGUCGAGCAGAGACUAAAGGAGACUAAAAACUCCCUUUCAACCUCUAGAGCCUGUGACAUUUACUCACAGCAGGCAUGCCUCAUAACUUUCAGACUGUUAAAGAAUGGGAGGAAAUCACUGAGUCUCCCUGAACCAGCAGGCUAAACUGAUUCGGGGGUGGGUCUCGAAUCCUCUUGCCAGCAUGGUGAACUCUACCCACCACCAUGGGAUGCACACUUCUCUCCACUUCUGGAACCGAAGUAGCUACGGACUGCACAGCAAUGCCAAUGGGUCCCUGGGAAAAGGCUACUCUGACGGUGGAUGCUACGAGCAACUUUUUGUCUCUCCUGAGGUGUUUGUGACUCUGGGUGUCAUCAGCCUGUUGGAAAAUAUCCUGGUGAUUGUGGCAAUAGCCAAGAACAAGAAUCUGCAUUCACCCAUGUACUUUUUCAUCUGCAGCCUGGCUGUGGCCGAUAUGCUGGUAAGCGUUUCCAAUGGAUCAGAAACCAUUGUCAUCACCCUCUUAAACAGUACAGAUACGGAUGCACAGAGUUUCACAGUGAAUAUUGAUAAUGUCAUUGACUCAGUCAUCUGUAGCUCCUUGCUUGCAUCAAUUUGCAGCCUGCUCUCAAUUGCAGUGGACAGGUAUUUUACUAUCUUUUAUGCUCUCCAGUAUCAUAACAUUAUGACGGUUAAGCGGGUUGGGAUCAUCAUAAGUUGCAUCUGGGCAGCUUGCACGGUUUCGGGCAUUUUGUUUAUCAUUUACUCGGACAGUAGUGCUGUUAUCAUCUGCCUCAUCACCAUGUUCUUCACCAUGCUGGCUCUCAUGGCUUCUCUCUAUGUCCACAUGUUCCUGAUGGCCAGGCUGCACAUUAAGAGGAUCGCUGUCCUCCCAGGCACUGGCACCAUCCACCAAGGUGCCAAUAUGAAGGGGGCGAUCACCUUGACCAUACUGAUUGGCGUCUUUGUGGUCUGCUGGGCCCCGUUCUUUCUCCACUUAAUAUUCUAUAUCUCUUGCCCCCAGAAUCCAUACUGUGUGUGCUUCAUGUCUCACUUUAACUUGUAUCUCAUACUGAUCAUGUGCAAUUCGAUCAUUGAUCCUCUGAUUUAUGCACUCCGGAGUCAAGAACUGAGGAAAACCUUCAAAGAGAUCAUCUGUUGUUAUCCCCUCGGAGGCCUUUGUAACUUGUCUAGCAGAUAUUAAAUGGGGACGGAAGACACACUAAAAAUAUGCAUCAGAGACUUUUCCUUUCUAUUCAACCCGAAUGCUGUACUUCUGCCUCAGCUUUUUCUUCUGUGUAGGGCAUUGGUUGAGAGCAUCCAUUGUAUAAACUUAAGUGUGUGAUGUUUAAUAAGAAAACAUGCUCAAUCUCUGUAUUAUCUUUAGUGUCAUGCU